UUGUUCUUCUUCUAGUUUCACAUUUCAGUUUCGUCGGGUCUUUCCCUUCUAGCUCCCACAUAAUCACUCGAUCUGUUUAUCUUUGAAGGCCAUGGCAGUGUCUAGGGUGCUGGUGUUGCUUGCUCUCUGUGUGCUUCCGGCACUUGCCAGUGCGAAAACCGUGGGCAAACCCUUCCAUGUCCAAGGUCGCGUCUACUGCGACACUUGCCGCUGUGGUUUCGAGACCUCUGCCACCACUUAUAUUGCCGGUGCAAGGGUGAGAAUUGAGUGCAAAUACAGGAAAAGCUUGAGCCUUGCAUACAGUGUAGAGGGCGUUACCGACGCAACUGGAACAUACCACAUUUUGGUUGAAGACGACCACGAGGACCAGAUUUGCGAAACGGUCCUCAUUAGCAGCCCAAUCAGUGACUGUAAAUCAGCUGACCCCGGACGUAGCCGUUCCAACGUGGUACUUACCCGCUUCAACGGCGUUGUUAAGACCAAGCGUUUUGCAAACAACAUGGGGUUCUUCAAGGAUCAGGAAUUGCCUGGAUGUUCCCAACUGCUCAAGCAAUACUUGAACUACGAUCAGCAGGAAUAGAAGAGCUAGUUAUCUAGUCCUUCUUAUUGUUAGUCCUUUAAACGUUGACCUAUAUAUUUUUGAUUUCAUUUGGGUUGUU
This is a messenger RNA of Rosa rugosa (rugosa rose), 659 nucleotides long. RefSeq names its product protein DOWNSTREAM OF FLC-like. The transcript is spliced from 2 exons. The record is from RefSeq and is a predicted model, not a curated record. NCBI's taxonomy places the organism in Eukaryota, Viridiplantae, Streptophyta, Magnoliopsida, Rosales, Rosaceae. Bases 92 to 580 code for a protein of 162 amino acids.